AUGAAUACAAAUAAUACAAUAUGUAAGGGUGCAAUUGAAAAAUUAUUUUUAAAGCCUUUCAGUUCACUCAAUUUUGAUGAAAAAAAAAAUAUAAUUGAGUUAGGAAGACCCACACCAAAAUUACCUGAUUUAACGACAAUAUCAAAAAAUUAUGUUCGAACAUUUAAAUAUGAGUAUUACAGUACAUAUAAGUGGUUAUCGGGUUGUAAAAAAACAAAUAAGCUAUAUUGUUGGCCUUGUGUUAUUUUUUCUCGCGAAGAAAAUGUUUGGACCAAAUAUGGUUUCAACGAUCUUAAUAGUUUUCAUCAUUUAAAAAGUCUUCACGAAGCCUCUAAAAAUCACAUACAAUGCUUAAUAGAUUUAACUAAAUUUGGUAAAAUAAGAAUAGAUACUUGUUUGAGUGAAGCUUUUAGAAAAAAAUAUCGAAAAACAUAA
Molecule: messenger RNA, 435 nt
Organism: Macrosiphum euphorbiae (potato aphid)
Lineage: Eukaryota; Metazoa; Arthropoda; Insecta; Hemiptera; Aphididae
Source: the annotation of a GenBank genome assembly